CUCGUCUUCAACACACACUCAAUCAACAUGGCCAAGCUCAAGGAGAGUACACACCAGCGACUGGCUCCGGCACCAAAGCAGAGCAGGAUCCCAGGCACGCGACGGACCCUCCGAUCUGGACAAACUCGCCCCUCGUUACUGGCUUUGAAGAAGCAGUCAACCUUGACUCAACUGGAGUUCGGCGAUCUUCCUUCUAGCAGUCGAAGAACAGUCUCGGAUUCUGAAAAGGAUGAAUGCGAGGAAGAGGAUAUCGCGGAGUCAAGGCCAAAGAAGAAGCGCAAGCUAAAGGAUACUCCAAGAGCACCAGAUCAGUCAAGUUUGACUCAGAAAUGGAGCGACGUCGAGAUGUCGAAGAUGAGAUACGGUAGCGACAAGAAGGGGAACCGCUGGAGUAAUCCGGUCGUGAUCAAGGAUUUCAACGGCGGCGACACUCGUGACACACAAGCGAUUGCUAUGGACUUGCGCCAAGUGAUCGAAGAGACUCCUCUUUCAAGCCAGAGGAUACCGGACUCGGAGCCAUCGUCAAGUGCGCAGAGUUUACACGAGGAGUAUACCGUACAUCCAUCGUCACCCGGACACGAGACAACACGACCGACUACUGCCAAUUCCGCGAUGACAUUCAAAACGCCGCAGAAGAUCUUAAAGACUGUCAUCCCGUCUUCGAAUACUCCUUCCAGUGUGCAACUUUCGGUGCAUAGGAGCGGCGCUUGGAUGGAAUUCGCCAGAUCGCCACUGAAAGAGCGAAGCUGCAACCGUAGAGUACUGGACAAGUCGCAGAGUUAUGUUACAGCAAGGGAAUCCCCAUCGCCUCUGAAGCGGCCUUUGAAAGUCUCAUCAGCACGUCGUUUAGCGCGGACCAACACGAUACACGACUCCGAAAGUGACGACUCGGAUAUCGAGGAGGAUCCAGAAGACGUGACGCUUGUAUUGCCGCCUGCUCCCGAUCUCAAGCCCGAGUCCAGGACGCUCAAGCGCACGAUCACGGUGCAGGAUUCCGAUGAUGACCUAGAUAUGGACGAUCUGGACGAUGACCUGGGCGAGGACAACGAUAACAACGAUGGAGAUGACGGAUUUGACGCAGACGAUGACAGUACGGUCGUCGAAGACGAUCUAGACCAGCAGAACACCUACUCAGCCUCGAACUACCCUCAGACCUUUGAUCCUGUCAGUGCGGCCAUGGAGCGAGACGCCGCGAGAUUUGGGAAUGGACCGACACAACUCGAGACUCAAUACGUCAGCUUCUAUGAUCAUCCGAAAGAUGAUGACGAGGCUUCCGUUGUGGGGGGCGAAGAAGAGAUCGAAUUUGUUGCCGAGAGUCCAAUAGCAGAAGUUAUAGUGGAGGCGUCGCAGGAAAUUGAAGACGUCGCGGAGACGUCCCGCUAUGAAGGCCACGCACUCGCUGCUGUGAUGUCUGGAGACUUGGAUAAGCCGAUCCAAAUACAAGAUUCGAACGAGGAUGGCCGCCACGCCAAUGAGCUACCAUCUGUCCCCGGCUCACCAAUACUUGAGCCCGCGAGUCCGCGCGAGAAGAACAACCACGACGACGAUCAGCAUGACACUUCCAUCCACCAACGUACAGAAUCCAAUGCAGAUGAUGAAGCAAACGACAACCUCCUACCCCCGACUACCCAACCACGCCCAUCCCAGGUCAGCACCGUGAUGCCCACCCAAUGGACAACGUCCGACCGCCGCAACUCCGGCCAACAAUCAGCGCCGAUAUCCCCGCAAAAGUCCUAUAACUGGGCAGGCAACACACUCUCCAGCUCGCCGUUUCCUAUGCCGCCGUGGACGUUCUCCAAUCCUGAUGAGGAGACCGGGGAUGCUGGUGGGGUGAGACGGCCGGAGACGCAAUUUGAUAGUCUGGUGGAUUUCAGUCUGCCGCCUCCGCCGCCGCUUUCUUCUGAGGUGAGGAGAGGGGACGGGUUUGAUGGGAUGUGA
Molecule: messenger RNA, 1938 nt
Organism: Zymoseptoria tritici IPO323
Lineage: Eukaryota; Fungi; Ascomycota; Dothideomycetes; Mycosphaerellales; Mycosphaerellaceae
Exons: 1
Coding region: 28-1938 (636 amino acids)
Source: RefSeq, a predicted model, not a curated record